Molecule: messenger RNA, 1239 nt
Organism: Symbiodinium pilosum
Lineage: Eukaryota; Dinophyceae; Suessiales; Symbiodiniaceae
Source: the annotation of a GenBank genome assembly
AUGAUGCUGCCUCCUCGUGGUGGAGUCUUUUGCCGUGGAAAUGGCUGUCCGUACAGCGAGGUUGGUGUUGUUGGCGGACAGAACAUCAUGGGCCACACCCAGACCGAGGAGGGGGUGGAGCAGCAAGCAAAGGCAGCAUUGGCCAUUGGCAUGGACGCGCUCCUUGCUAGAAAGGAGUUUUGCCGAGGCAUGAGCUGCGUGGACGGCAUGGGCAAGCCCCUAGAUCGCACGAAGGCUGCCUUUGCAGCGCAGUGCAGCCACUUCUUUGCGGGCGGCCUAGAAGGCCACGACGAAUACCGCACAGUCAAACAAGUCUACGACAGCUUCGGGAGCAUCUGUGGGCCCAGGGUGGGCAAUGCAGAAAUGCCACUCUGUCGGGCCUAUGGUGAUGUCUUUGCAGCUGCGCUUGCGCCGCAAAUGGAUGCCAUCACGGUGGGAAGCGCAGAUGCCAUUUGCAACAUUAUGUUUGACUUCCUUCAGGAGCUGAAGCAGGCGCAAGUCGACCUGCAGCUUUUCGAGGGCUCGAUGGACCACCCAGACGCGGCAGGGCCCGAGUCUGAACGCGGGCGCAGGUGGUCCAAAUUUGUUGAAAUGAGCACGCCCAAGCCGCUCAACGAGACGCACGGAAAUUUACUUGCUGGCCUGCAGGUUGGAAAAGACCAGGAGGUCAACAAGUAUGAAAUCACCAUGCCGUCAUGGGACGGGGCUUUAAAGGCUACCACGGUACCCGGUGCUCUUUUCGAUCACUGCGAAGCAGAAAUGAAAGAGAUCAUGCUGGAUGCGCCACAAACAUCCGGGCGCGUGGCAAAGAUGGCCGUGGAUUGGUGCAACUUUCAGCAGCUUCGUGGUGGAGGUCGCUCGGAUUGGUCAGAGCGUACUUGCAUUGGUAUCGGAAAGCUUUUUGGUUUGGCCUUGCGCAACAUCCCAGACCCGCCGCCAUUGGACCAGCCGCCAAUGGUUCUGGCUGGGGCAUUGCCGAAGCCAACUUUCGGCCAACUGUCGCCGACCAUGCCGCCUACGUACACCAUGAUGCCAACUAUCCCUGACCCGCCCAAGUGGGGCGAGCCACCCACAUCCGGGCCGGUUCCGCCUAAGAUGUCAAAGGAACAGAUGCAGAGGAUGCUGGAUCCUGCGCGGUUCCUUCUCCGCCCAGACCAGGUUUGCCAACAGCUCUUCGUCGCCAUUGGGGCAGCCACACGGACAGAAGGCAGUGCAUGUAACCUUAAUGUUAAUGUGUGA